Messenger RNA from Perca flavescens (yellow perch), 1735 nucleotides. It is a transcript of the gene ccdc92, whose product is annotated as coiled-coil domain containing 92. The coding region runs from base 305 to 1291 and encodes 328 amino acids. Lineage: Eukaryota; Metazoa; Chordata; Actinopteri; Perciformes; Percidae. The record is from RefSeq and is a predicted model, not a curated record. The transcript has 5 exons.
GGUGAUCACGCUGGUGACUAAAAACUGUAGUACGUCCCUGACAAUCGCUGCUUCAACAUUUCAUCUCAAAUAAGCUCAGGGAGAUGAUAGGAACUGACACAGCCAGCCACCCUCCCCUCUCACCCGACCAAGGCGAGCCCCUAACAGCAUCACCGACAUGCCCCGCAAGGCAGAACGCUCUUAGUCGGUGAGGCCAGUCUAUGUUCAGCGACAAUUGACAACAUUUUGCAAGAUAUUCGACGGCAGCGUAUUUUUAGCCAUAAGGUUGCAAGGCUGGUGUGUGUCUGUCUGAACAUAAUCAGCCAUGGCAUCAGCAAAUGUUACACUGGAAAAUCAGCUGCACAGUGCGCAGAAAAACCUGCUCUUCCUCCAGCAGGACCAUGCCAACACGUUGAAGGGGCUACACGCAGAGAUCCGCAGAUUACAACAGCAAUGCACAGAUCUGACCUAUGAGCUUACUGUGAGAAACUCUGAUCCCUCAGACAGCAGUGAGGCCCGCUGCAGGGAGCUGCAAAGGAGGUGUGAGGAGCUGGAGGCCCACCUCAAGAAGAAGGAGGAGGAGAACACAGAGCUGCUCAGGGACCUUGAGCAGAAGAACGCCAUGAUCUCCGUCCUGGAGAACACCAUUAAGGAGAGAGAGAAGAAGUACCUGGAGGAACUCAAGAUGAAGAGCCACAAGCUGGCCGUUUUGUCCGGCGAGCUGGAGCAGAGAGCGAGCACUAUUGCUUACCUCACCUCACAGCUUCACGCCACCAAGAAGAAGCUGUUAGCCGGCAGUUCAUCGGAGGCCAGCCCCAACGUCAGUCCGGUCACCUCGUACAAGCCCACGCCUCCGCCGGCCAAGGACAGGCAGCCCGAAACCCCACGGCGUCGCAUGAAGAAGAGUCUCUCCCAGCCUCUUCACCCAGAGUUAACAGAGGUGUAUCGGCUCGGCCCGGACGGUAGGCGGCUGGUUCUGCGGGAGACAGUAGACGCCAUGCCUGACCCCACACCCUUCCUUCAGGCUGGGAGAGACGCUCCCGAACCGCAGGUAGUGCGAGAACGGCCUGCCGUUAUCCCUCCUAUUGCCUCAGAGCGCUCCCCCGGGGCUCCCCUGGGUGCUACGGCCAGCCCUCGUCACAGCCCCGCUCGGGACCGUCAGUACAGGGCUCACGUGGGCGUGGCACACCGCAUCCCACAUGGCACCCCUCCCCUGGCUCCACCGCUAGCGGAGCUGGAGACACUGGCAGUGGACCAGGUCAAAGACGAAAAGGUUGUGCGGAAGCGCUCAGGAGCCGACAGGACAGUUUAACACUGCAACGCUAACAUGCACAUAAACGCACACACACAUCUACUGUAUACACAUACUGCAAGAGCAGGAAGGAGCCUGACCCACUGUGUAGCUUGCUUUUUACGCAACACUGCAAUAUGAAAAAAAAAGUACAUCAUUAUAAUUUUGUUCAUGGUAUCCCAUAAAGACUUGUGUCUUUCUUGAUCUACAUUAGAAAAGGACUACUAUAAAGCAUGCCAAAUGUUUCUUAUUUACAACCCAAUGAGAUCUUGUAUUAUACACAGCUUACUUAUUCCACAACGCUGUGGAGAUAGGUCUGGCAAUGCGAGACUAUACACACCUUGACUUUUUUGCUUAGACUUUCUCUUCAUUCUGUCUUAUGUGGUGCAUACAACGAAUCCUCAGCCAAAUAUCUGCAUCAGUGCCUGCUCGACCGGAUCAACCGUACACAAGCUGUGUAGUGUA